GAAAUUAGAAAAAAGAUACAAUUUUUUCAUGACAGUCAUUUGUUAUUUUUCACAAUAAUCCUCGUUUUUUGUUGUUAGCUGCAGUUUGGCUCUGUUUGAAUUUAUUUUACAGUGAAUUUUAUUAAAACAUGGACCCUAUAGCUAUUUUGCAAAGCCGAAUUGAACAACUGGAAGCCAAACUAGGUUUAGCUGCCGAUGCAUCAGUUGACAACCAGCAAGGAGAUACUGUAACUGCGAAUCUUUUAAAUACUUCACAGGCAAUUAGCAAUGCUACUGCAGGCUAUGAAAAACUGCCUGAAGCUAUGCACAGAGCUUCAGAGUUGAAUAACUAUACUGACCCGAAUUUACUAGAGAAUAUUCAGCAAAAUGAUUUACACAUGCGCGAAGUGGUUGCAGCAGAACCAAUAAUUAAACACCACUGUCAUUGUAUGCAAAGGUGUAAACAGGCUGCACCAGUCUUGGAGUCUGAAGCAAUCCAGCAAGUUCCUCAAAUCCAAGAGUCUGUCAACCGUAUGCAUGCAGCUGCUGCUGAAGUCAAAGCUGAAGCUGAUAUGGUAUCUCAUGGUGUACAAGAGUUGGCUGAAACUUGUGGGACUGCAGCUUCAAAUGCAUCUGAACAACUAGCUGCAGUAGCACAAAAGGUUGAACAAGUUGAGGAUAAACUUUUUCCUAAAAGAAGGAAUGGAUUGGAUUGAAAAAAUUAAUCGAGUACUUCUCUUUUUUGCUUCU
Molecule: messenger RNA, 729 nt
Organism: Chilo suppressalis (striped riceborer)
Lineage: Eukaryota; Metazoa; Arthropoda; Insecta; Lepidoptera; Crambidae
Source: the annotation of a GenBank genome assembly